Lycium barbarum (goji berry) is the source of this 477-nucleotide messenger RNA. RefSeq lists its product as uncharacterized. The record is from RefSeq and is a predicted model, not a curated record. NCBI's taxonomy places the organism in Eukaryota, Viridiplantae, Streptophyta, Magnoliopsida, Solanales, Solanaceae. The transcript has a single exon. The coding region runs from base 1 to 477 and encodes 158 amino acids.
AUGGCCGAGGCAACCCCAACUCCGGCUAAGUCUUCAUUCCACCCAGCCUUCGCGGUCUCGAAUAUCAAGAAUCACAUCUCUGUUACUCUUGAGAUGGAGAACUCCCAAUACGAAACAUGGGCCGAGCUUUUCAAGAUUCAUGCUCGUUCUCACAAGGUCCUUCAUCAUAUCAUUCCUCCACCCAAAGGUAAGGAGAAGCCGGCUCCCAAAACUGAUGAGGAAGUCGAAUUAUGGGCGACCAUUGACGCCACUGUGCUUCAAUGGAUAUAUUCGACAAUUUUGAAUGAUCUGUUAAACACCAUCAUCGAACCAGACGCUACUGCCAUGGAUGCUUGGGUUCGCUUGCGUGAUAUAUUCCAAGAUCAUCAAACCUCUUGUGCGGUGACUCUCGAACAAGAAUUCACGACGACUCGUACGGAGGAUUUUCCAAUGCCUCCGCCUAUUGCCAACGUCUCAAGAGCCUUGUGGAUCAACUGA